AUGGCUCGACUAUGCCGAAAACAAAAUUUAUUUUUCUACCUCGUCUUUGUGUGUUUUGCAUUUGGAUGUUUGUACAUGAUGAUAAGCAUUACUCAAAUCGAGUUUGAUCAGGGAUCAAUUAAAAAUCCAGAAAACUCAGAGGAGCUUGAUUCAAAAGUCGGGCAGCAGAAAUUUCUACCUGGUGAUAAUGGAGGCCCAGCGGACAUUCUUGAUAAAUCUGUGGAGCUGUUUGCGGGGCUGAAUCCCAAAGUUGCUGCGGGUCUAAAACUGGGAAGUGCAGAAAAACUGGCUGAUGAUAAUAACAAUAAACCCAAAGUUGUAACUGUGGAAUCGCUAGUUAAAGACGCUGAUCACUUCGUAAACAAUUUCCCUCCACCAAAUUAUAAUAUCCAUGUGUUUUACUAUCCCUGGUAUGGAAAUCCAGAGUAUAACAGGAAGUACGUCCAUUGGAAUCACGGGUACAUCGAACAUUGGGAUAAAAAAAUAGCAACUAAGUGGCCAACUGGUCGCCACCAGCCUCCGGAUGAUAUCGGAUCUAAUUUUUAUCCAGAAUUAGGGUGUUACAGUUCUAGUGACGUUGACGUGAUGGAUAAUCAUAUGCAACAAAUCCGAUCAGCAGGAAUCGGUGUGGUUGUUGUGUCUUGGUAUCCACCGGAGCAAUCAGAUCCAGAGGGUAUUCCUAGUGAUUCCUUAAUUAUACCACUGUUAGAUGCAGCUUAUAAGUAUCAACUGAAAAUUGCCAUACAUAGUGAACCGUACAAAGAUCGAGAUGACCACACUUUAAAAGAAGAUGUGAAAUACAUUAUUGAUAGUUACGCAGCACAUCCUGCUUUUUACACCUACGAGACACAAGGUAGAAUGGUACCGUUGAUAUACGUUUAUGAUUCGUAUCUCACAAAACCUCAACAGUGGAAAAGACUUCUGAAACCUGAUGGCAAACACAGCAUCAGGGGAACACGUUACGAUGCGAUAUUUAUUGCACUUCUCGUUGAUCUGAAACAUAAAAACGAAAUCAUCAGUUCGGGAUUUGAUGGAUUUUAUACCUACUUUGCAACGAAUGGUUUCACUUAUGGAUCAGCUCAUAAAAACUGGAAAGAGCUUUCUAGAUUUGCCGGGAAUGCAGGAUUGAUGUUUAUUCCCAGUGUUGGGCCUGGGUACGUGGACACGAGAAUCCGUCCAUGGAAUGCCCAAAACACACGACAGCGAAUGGGCGGUAAAUAUUACAACGAUGGAUUCCAGCAAGCUUUUGAAGCUGAUACCGAGAUUAUAUCGAUAACAUCGUUCAAUGAGUGGCAUGAAGGUUCUCAGAUAGAAAAGGCAGUGCCAAAAAAGACUCCACAGUACACAUACAUGGACUAUGCACCUCAGAAAUCGGAUUACUAUCUACAGACAACAAGGGACUGGGUUGACAAAUUUGCAAAAAAACAAGAGAAUAACAAACUUAAACUAUAG
This is a messenger RNA of Saccoglossus kowalevskii, 1452 nucleotides long. Its product is annotated as glycoprotein endo-alpha-1,2-mannosidase-like. Lineage: Eukaryota; Metazoa; Hemichordata; Enteropneusta; Harrimaniidae. Gene Ontology annotation, molecular function: alpha-mannosidase activity. The record is from RefSeq and is a predicted model, not a curated record.